Molecule: messenger RNA, 1043 nt
Organism: Tripterygium wilfordii
Lineage: Eukaryota; Viridiplantae; Streptophyta; Magnoliopsida; Celastrales; Celastraceae
Product: NAC domain-containing protein 1-like
Exons: 3
Coding region: 94-864 (256 amino acids)
Biological process (GO): regulation of DNA-templated transcription
Molecular function (GO): DNA binding
Source: RefSeq, a predicted model, not a curated record
UUCAAGCACUCUGCUUUCUCUCCUAACAUUCCAAAAAAGAAAAUCACUUUCUUCUUUCUUUGCUUCAUUUGUUUUGGAAUUGAAAAACAGUCAAUGGAAGCCAAAGCUCUUCCUCCUGGUUUUAGAUUCCACCCAACCGACGAGGAAUUGAUAAUUCAUUACCUCCAAAACCAGGCCACAUCCAGACCCUGCCUUGUCUCAAAUAUCUCUGAAGUCGAUAUUUACAAAUUCGAUCCUUGGGACUUGCCUGAAAAAGCAGAAUUUGGAGAGAGAGAGUGGUACUUCUUUAGUCCCCGAGACAGAAAGUACCCAAAUGGGGUUCGGCCUAAUCGAGCUGCGGUGUCAGGGUAUUGGAAGGCCACAGGCACUGAUAAGGCUAUACAUAGUGACUCCAAAUGUGUUGGAGUCAAGAAGACUCUUGUGUUCUACAAGGGUAGACCUCCAAAGGGUGUCAAGACUGAUUGGAUUAUGCAUGAAUAUCGAUUAACAGGUUCAACAAAACCCAAUAAGCAACAUGGGUCCAUGAGAUUGGAUGAUUGGGUUCUCUGUAGGAUCUAUAAGAAGAGGCAUGCAGGGAAGGUGUUGCAUCAAAAACCUGAAAGAGAAUUGUACUCCCAAUCCCAUGUUGACAAUACAGGAGGUGGUGUUAGUGAUGAUACUAAUGAACAGCAACAAAUGAUGAAAUUUCCAAGGACUUCAUCGCUUUCUCAUAUGUUGGAGUUGGAUUAUAUGGGACCAAUUUCACAACUUUUGAGUGACAAUCCAUAUACAAUUCCAAACUUUGAUUUCCAAAGCACCAUGGCCUAUGCUAGAACAGACCAUCGGAGUGGCUUCAUUAACCAGCCAAUAUCUGAAUUUAAGUGAUUUUGCGUGGGUAUCUUUGGCUUUGUGAAGAUAGGGGUUGGGUUUGAUGGGGAAAAAAAUUGGAUUAUGUCAUCUAUUCAGAAACUGCACAAUUGGUCAUAAACGAUUAUAAAAAUUGGCAGUUAUGAAAUCUCUUUAAAAUAACAGUGUUAAUACCAUGGAAAGUUGUAAUUUAAAUA